Messenger RNA from Lichtheimia ornata, 2649 nucleotides. RefSeq lists its product as uncharacterized. The transcript is spliced from 4 exons. The coding region runs from base 1 to 2649 and encodes 882 amino acids. The record is from RefSeq and is a predicted model, not a curated record. Lineage: Eukaryota; Fungi; Mucoromycota; Mucoromycetes; Mucorales; Lichtheimiaceae.
AUGCAACAUCAAGAAUACUAUGAACCAUCGCGUCAAGUAGUCAAUAGCAAGGAAGACAACGUUGGCUAUUCGAGUGGGUUGUCGUUUCCUAUCUCGGCGACUAUCGAUGAUGGCACACAGCAUCAACCAGAGGAAGGAAACGAUUCGCUCCCAACCGAUGCACAGACACAUGGGCCACCAGGGAUCGCACAACAUAUGACCCAAGAGUCCAGAAUGAUGAAUCAUCAUCAUCCUUCCUAUCAAUCGAGCAUGAUAAUGGAUCCAGCCAAUCAUGGUAUCAAUAUCACCACUACCGAUUUGUUUGAUUCGAAGCCUCCUUUUACUACCAAUACACCCGUGACCACCAAUAUCAGCAGCGAUCCUGUGCUAGCUUUUCCUAGUGCGUCCUCCCAUUCGCAACCAAUGAUGAGUACCUCGUAUUACCACCGUCGUCAGCCUCCCCCUCCUCCUCCUCACACAAACUACCCGGCUAGCCGAGAUCCCUUUUUCUCAUCUGCAACCAUGCACAACAGCAACAACAACAACGCCCAUAUUGAUACAAUGCAAGAACAGAAUAGCAACCAUUCCGAAUUAAGCUCAACAUCACGUGUGUUUCCUUACCAAUUACCACCAAUUAUGUUAUCGAGCACAGACACAGGGAACUCACCACAACAACAAUCAUCAUCUUCACCCAAUUCGUCCAUAUUACAAAUAAGCAACGCUGCAUCUACUGCAAGUCACCCAUUACACACGUCUGGGGCAUUUACAACGACUUGUUCUCCAGCCGAUUGGACGACUGCAUAUGCAACUACAUCAUCAUCAUCAUCGUCAACAGCACAUCACACUUUCUCAUCCAAUUUCCCACCCGAGCUAAACAUGAUACCCAUAACAACAAAAUCACCUCAUGAUUUGCACGCUACAACAACCAAUCGCAACAUACCAUCAUCCACCACAAAACCUUAUUUAAAAGAAGCAGAAACAAAGACAUCAUCCUCGUUGGCUAUGACUACCAAAGAGCUUGAUACUCAUGAAUGGAACAGUAACAAUGAUAUGAUACAGGAACCAAGACGCAAUAGUAGUCGAGCCAUUAUCAUUGAUGCUCGCUCGGGGGAAGAUUCUUCUUCCGAAGAUGAAGGCUCUUUUUCCACUCAACGACGACGACACAGCGCUACGGCAGCCAUCAUGUCAUCAACCAAUGGUGACGCAGCUUCACGAGAUUUUGGAAAGGAGGACAACAAUGCACCAUCACGCGACAGUGGUCUGGAGCAUCUCGUAUCACCAAGAGCGAUCCGUGAAGCCGAAAGAGAGGAAAGAGAAGUUGCUAUACGAGGCACACGUCAUGAACAUCCAUUCUCGGCUUUCCCUUCGUUUAUGUCAAUGAAGCACCUGCAAGAAGAUGAGAUCAAGGCUUACUAUCAUCGUAUCGAGAAAGAAAAUGAUCAUCAUCAUCCCCCAUCUUUGCCACUCCAUCAUCGACAAGCUUCACUCAGCCCAAGUUAUACUGAGGAAUCAUCAUCAUGUUCAUCACCUACCAGCAAUAGUCCCCUGUUGAGCUCACCCACUCCUAUUACCGAUCAUCACCAUCAUCACCAACGUACUAUUUCAACCAUCGUGAACGACAUUAUGGAACCACAAGCUGAUACGGAGAAGAAAAGAUCAUCCAAGACGCUGAAAAAGGAACGAUUAAAAAGACCACCCAAUGGAUAUUUAUUAUUCAAUCGAGACAUGCGACGUAAAUUGCUGGAAAAGUCACCCAAGAUGACUGUUGCUGAAAUCAGUAAGGAAAUUGGUGACAUGUGGAAACGACUACCCGAGAAUCAACGAGAUUGGUAUAUGCAGCAGGCAGCAUUGAUCAAGCAGGAUCAUCUCAAGAAUCACCCUGGUUUUAUUUAUCAUCGACGAUCCAAAGCUGAGAUUGCUCAGGCACGACGACUUGCCAAACAACGUAGAACAUCAGCUACAGCUGCUGCUGCCACCACCACUACUACCCAUCCAACCCAUGAGGAGCCAUCCGUCACUAUUAGCAAAGGCAAUUGGGUGGUAUCCACUACAGCAAUGACAUCCAUCAUUGAUACUGCUGCCAGUGAGCAGCAGCAGGAGCAACAACAGCAUUCUCGUAAGAAAUCAACAACGACAACACGUGAUCCUCGAGGACGUAAAAAGAAACGACAUCGACAUCCUGAGGCACCUAAACAUCCAAUGUCGGGUUUCUUGUUUUUCUUGUCAGCUAUGCGACCACACGUUGCUAGGCAAUAUCCUGGAUACCCAGUAGGACCCAUUAGCCAAAUCAUUGCCAAACAAUGGAGGGCAAUGCCUGAUGAAGAACGAUUACCUUGGCUACAAAAAGCUGAAGAGGAUAAGGCUCGAUACGCUCGUGAAAUGCAAGUCUACAUGGCAAAUUUGGAACGUGGCAGCGUGGCACAACAAGCUCCGGUGGAAACAAACGAUCAAUCAAAUACCACAAGUACAACAACAACAACAACAGGACAACAGCAGCAGGUACUGCCAGCUCCUUCAUCAUCAUUAAUACCCUCAUCAUCAUCACCACCCACCACCACCUCCUCCUCUUUUCAAUCCAGUUUUUUCGCCCCUGGUCUAAUGGCAUCCGCUCAUGUUGAUGGUGCUAACAGUGCUUCGAAAUACACAUCACAGCAUGAGCUCGCAUGGUAA